AGGUGGUGGCAAACUUAUGCAACUCUUUCUAUGUGCUUAGUCGAUAUCGAUCUGACGUGGACCGAGGACAACGAGCAUCGAGAGGUGAGUGAGAACGUCGAUCCGCUCAUCAUUCAAGCUUGGAGGACCUACACAGAGGGGAAUCUUCUGGGUUUUGUCUUCGGAGCGGUAGAGCCGGGUCAUCGACGGCCGAUCGUGAACGAGUUGUUGAUCCUCCUGACUGAGCUGCUGGAUGAUCUGCCGCUCGAUAUCAUCUCGCACUGCGACCUGAAUCCAGUUCCGCACAUCCUCUCGCGCAGCUUGGUACCGUAUCUGCAAUGGUCAGCCUGCUUGGAGGGCAAUUUGGACAACGACGAUUACCCGUCACACAAUGAUUAUCUGAAUCCCCAGACCAUCGCUCACGAACUCUUCAACCCGGGAGAGGCGAAAGAGGGAGAGGAAGAAGAAGAAGAAGAAGAGGAAGAGCAGGGGGUAAGCGAGGAGGAAGAAGCGAAUCAGGCGAAGGCCCAAGAGGAGGAUCUUGAGGCCGAGCGGCAAAGAGCGAAGAUUGCGGAGGGAAAGCGACCAUUAGAGCAGUCGGUGGGAGCAGAUCUGCCUAUUCCGGACCAUCCGACUAGAGAUCCCGAGCCGCCGGUUAAAGAAGAUGAGCACCCUCAUGAAGAGACUUCUGGCGCGGUGACGCGAAGACAACGAAGUCAUUCCCCGUCCCCUUCCCCCCGUCCCUCAGUUCGAGCUCGUGGCAAUGCGGAGCAUCGGACGACGUCCCUGUUCCCUAUCCCGCCGUCCCCUUGAUUACCUCACACUCUCCCACAUUGACACUCGACGCGCAUUCCCCACCAAUCCUUUUUCGCCUUUGAUC
Messenger RNA from Chara braunii, 859 nucleotides. NCBI's taxonomy places the organism in Eukaryota, Viridiplantae, Streptophyta, Charophyceae, Charales, Characeae. The record is from the annotation of a GenBank genome assembly.